This is a messenger RNA of Cuscuta epithymum, 678 nucleotides long. The record is from the annotation of a GenBank genome assembly. NCBI's taxonomy places the organism in Eukaryota, Viridiplantae, Streptophyta, Magnoliopsida, Solanales, Convolvulaceae.
CUUAUAUACACUUGGAGCUUGAGAAUCUCUCUCUAAAACUUUUGAUCUCCCUAGGGCUCGGCCGCUAGGGGUCUUUUUCCGAUUUCGUUCUUCAACGAAGGUCGGUAGUUUCUACGCUGAGAAGAAGGUGCAGGCAGAGCGAGUUUAGGGCGCCAGGUCAGAGCAGAGGGAUCGAUCGGAAAUCUGGCUACAUGGCUGAUAUAGUCAACUCGUACAAGAAGAUGUCAAUGGAGGAACAGGAGAACGAGCUUAAUUUCAAUGAGGAAGUGGAGGAGUGCGGCGAAGAGGAGUUGGAACCAAAGAGCUUUCCGGUGGUUGGGGUAGUUGUCACCGACCGCAAGGUCAAAUUACCGGUGUUCCAAGAGCUGAUGUCUUCAAUCUGGAGACCAGGGAGAGGUAUGUCUAUCAAAGAGAUCGGCGAACGAAGGUGGUUAUUUCUCAGUCUCGGCCACGGGCGGAUGGUUACAUGUGGUUCUUUUCUACUUUUGUACCCUUGCUGAAUGCUAUAUCUAUGAAUUAAGCCCUCUUCGAGCAAAAAAAUAAUAAUAUUAACUUAGACAUAUUAACUCAUGUUUAAUUUUUAUAUUUAAAUUACUAUAAGACUAUAAUACAAUAGUACAUAACUAUUAGCCAUAUUUUAAUUAAAAUCCGCCACCAAAAUUUUACUAAUUUUUUAAU